Molecule: messenger RNA, 3927 nt
Organism: Photinus pyralis (common eastern firefly)
Lineage: Eukaryota; Metazoa; Arthropoda; Insecta; Coleoptera; Lampyridae
Product: facilitated trehalose transporter Tret1-like
Exons: 2
Coding region: 2030-3436 (468 amino acids)
Biological process (GO): transmembrane transport
Cellular component (GO): membrane
Molecular function (GO): transmembrane transporter activity
Source: RefSeq, a predicted model, not a curated record
UGGUGGGGCUCAGUAGUCACUGUUUUCAGUGGCGAAGCCAAGUAUCCCAGACGGGUAACUGCUUUACUCCAUGGCUUUUACCCAUAAAGUUUGGUGCGUGAGCCGAACAAUUCCAGUAAAUCUGGUUAAACGGAUGCCGUACCAUUGAAAUGCUUCAUGGAGUAGACAAAUUCUCGACGAUCGCCCAAUAAACGUGAUAUAUAGUUAACUAUCCUGAGGCGUACGAUAGACGACACCUUCUGAAUACGUUCCCGUGACCUUUUUGGGCGCUUCUCAGACUCGUUUCAAAGCUAACCGUAUUCUUUCCAAGACCCUCUAAGCACUUUUUGAACAGUUCUAGUCUCCUUCUAGACUUUUCUAGAUUCAGAAACGUUACCGAAUUCCUUUCCCCAUAAACUUUAUAAGUUGUGAGCUACUGUGAUCCUGAUACAAUUAGAAAUCUUGUAUCAGGACAAUAUACUGUGCUCCUAUCAGCUGGCAAACCCAACAUUUUUCGGGGUACCAGGAGAACAUGAUAAUAUGCGGAGUAUGGGUUGGCAAACACUUGUAAAAUUGUUAUAGUUACCACGCGAACAUAAUGGACGAGGAGUCCUUUUUCAUAUAUUUCAACACUUUAAAUUGUUUUAAAUCUUGUAUCCGGAGAAUAUGAUGCGUGAGAAAGUGUUCCUGCUCCUAGCACGCACUUGGCCACUAGUUUUAAACUUUCCGUGGUUACUAUAGGAGAACACGGUGGACGAUGAGGUCACCAAAAUGUUUCAAAUUAAAUUAAAAUCUUGUAUCAGGAUAAUAUAAUGAGUGAGGAGGUGCUUCGAGUCGUAAUACGCGGAGUACCAGCUGGUAUGUCUUAUAAUUUUAAAACAAUACCGUACAAUAUCGUCUUACUCAUUUACAAAAUUGUAGGGACAUGGCCCGCUUUCGGCGGCUACGCCGUCUCGCCUCGUUCUAUACAUAUGAACCAUAAGAAUUUCAAAAAUCAGUUUCUUCAAAGCUUAUGUUUUCUGCGCGGAAUAUUUUUUUUUAUAUUUACUUCUCAGACAUCGCUUCGCUUUUUAUUGAGCAAAGGACCUAAUCCACAAAUCAGAGAUUAACAGCCUGGAAGGUAUGUGUAAAGUGAUUCAAACGAUUUUUACUCUUUACUACGCUUUUAAAAGCAAUAUUGGAAACGCAGGACUUGUUAUUAAAAUGAAUCAUACCACACCUCGUAUAAAGAACGUCAGAAGUACCAGAAUUUUGGAUUUAAAGAAAUGGUUUAUUCAUUGGGGCCUACGUAUACAUAUGGGGUAGGGAUGGACCCCUCAAUAACCGGAUCACGUGUGGCGGGUUGAAAUAAUUUUCGGUUUAUUACCGAAUUAUGGCAUUAGAUAUGUGGCGGUUUUGGUGAUAAGAUGCAAGAUCGUUCUUAUUUACGGCAAAUCCGCAUGAUCUUCAGAACUAUUGCGGGAAAGUCCCGAAAAAUGGGCAUGGGAGGCGCCCAUAUAUAAUCUCAUAUAAACUUCUUCGGGCCUCUUUGAAAUCUUCUUCAUGUAUUGUUCAAGGCUUCCUCACGACCCCUUUACCUCUGCUUUGUCUCAGUUUUGAGUCUUCCUGACAUUGUCAUAUUCCACUUCCUUCCAACUUGUCUCACAUGCUUCAAACCUGCCAGUCUUCCCUGCACCUUUCCUUCCACCGACCCCACACUACUUUCACAUCUCAAUCGCCCCUCUCCAGUAGGAACAGAAGUAGGUACGUUAUUCCCGCCGUACAUCCAUAAUUCUUCAAAUAUUGGUGGCGUUUUUGCUGAACAUGGCAACAACACGAUUCGCUUGAUUAGUCUAAGCCCAGAUAAAUUAUCUGCGCUCUAAGAUUAACUUAAUCCCUACAAUAAAGUGACGCAUUUACUGCUCUUAUCUGGCUAUAAAUGCCUUUUGGAAUACGAAAAUAAAUCGGUGUUAUGUAAUCUCAUUGUGUCGGAUUAAGUGUGAAGACUUAAAUUUCGUGGUUUGUGGUUGUAGAGCUCUUUUCGGGACGGAACUCCAACUGUGGCGUGUCCAUGGCUCGCGACUAUUUGGCGAUGACGAUCGCGGGAUUGUCCUCGAUGAGCAGCGGAAUGCAUUACGGGUGGACGUCGACGGCUCUCCCCCAGCUCGUCGGUAAUGGUUCCCACAUACCAACAACGAGCGAGGACGAAUACUGGAUCUCAGUGAGCUACUUUGGAGGAAGCUUGAUCGCGAGCGCACUGGCGUCUUUCUUGAUGAGGUACAUCGGCCAGAAGGGUGUCAUCAUUUUUGCGACCCUCCUGUUGAUAAUCUCGUGGGUGAUAAUCGCCUGCGCGCAGAGUAUCGCCGAAAUAAUCAUCGCGAGAACCUUCUCCGGAGCCGGGGACGCGAUCCUUCUGUGCGCGCUUACCGUCUACGUCGCGGAAAUAUCGAAACCGUCAUUAAGAGGUUUCUUCCUUUCUAGCAUGAUGGUCUACGGAAUGCUAGGCAUACUCGCGGAGAACGUCAUCGGUACCUUCGCCACAUUCAGGACAUGCGCGAUUAUUUCUGCAGCAGUUCCAUCGGCGGUCUUCCUCUUGCUUUUCUUCGUGCCUGAAAGUCCCUACAGAUUGGUGUCGAAAGGUAAUAUGGAUGGCGCCAGAACUGCGUUGAGGAAACUCCGAAACACUGACGUAGUAGACGAUGAGCUCGAACGAAUCCUCUCGAUGAUUUACGAUGAAAAGGUCAGCGUCAGCACGUAUCUGAGGCUGUUUACCUCCAGCUACAAUCGCAGAACCAUCUACAUCUGCUUCACCCUGAUCUCCGUGCACGUUUUCAGCGGGAACAUUGUUUUCAUAUUCCACACGCAGGAGAUCUUCCAAGACGUCGGCGGGCCUCUAGAAAACUGGAUCUCCUCUUUGAUCUACCUGACGGCUCAGCUCGUCUUCACACUGCUAGGACUGGCCUUGGUGGACAAGUACGGGCGGAGACCUCUGCUUUUAAUUUCAACAGUCGGCGUCACCUUAAGUCUGGCUAUCGAGUCCGUUUACUUCUACCUGAAAGACGGCCUACACCUCAACAUGGAAAGCGUCAACUUCAUUCCGCUCGUAGGAAUGAUGCUGUUCCUGCUAGGCUUCAGUGUGGGAUUGCAAAUCAUACCGGUCGUCAUCUCCGGGGAGCUCUUCGCGCCGAAUGUCAAAUUCUUCGCGCUAAGUUUAUACGAGGGGUACUUCUGCGUGAUCAGCGUGGUCGGGUUAAAGUUAUUCCAGAUUAGUCUCGAUGCCUACGGGCUCUACGCCCCGUUUUCAUUAUUUACGCUGUGCGGAUUUUUUGGAUUCCUAUUCGUGUACUACUGUGUGCCGGAGACUAAGCAAAAGACGUUGGAGGCAAUUCAAAUGGAGAUUGUGGGGAAGAGCGAAAAACUUGCAAUUCCAAGCAGUAGGUUGCUCGGAUCAAGACAAACGGCACAAACGAAAAGCUAGGAAUUCAACGGUCGCGAUCAAGGGUGACCAGACCGUAGUGAAUUUAGUAACUUAUCUAGUAAUAAAAAAUACCACAUUUCGAACACCCCCCAAUAAGCAUUUUGCAAUUGUAUACCAUCGAAUAUAGAAAGAGGACUCACUCCAUUUGAAUUACCUACUUAUAUAUUUUUCAAGUCACGUUGUUCGGUAACAUUUACAUCUUUUCCCUGAAAUCUUCGCCACAGGAGCUUUAGAGCGUGAACAAUAAUUUGUUUUUUUCUAGGCAGCGUGGGGUGAUAUACUAAUUGUUAUAUUGUGUAUUAUUGUUGUGCAGAUUUUUCCAAUUUGCAUCGCCGGGUGACCAACAGGAUAUUUUCCAUAUUUGUUGACAUAGUGGAAAAGCGCGUUAAUAUCAACGCACUUCAUUCGUUCAGUUGUUAAGGGCGCAAAAGGGCUAAACGUGACGAAAAAUGAUACGAGGGUUGUCGUGAUAUGCGUAUUCUUGCUAUUAG